Messenger RNA from Striga asiatica, 1290 nucleotides. The record is from the annotation of a GenBank genome assembly. NCBI's taxonomy places the organism in Eukaryota, Viridiplantae, Streptophyta, Magnoliopsida, Lamiales, Orobanchaceae.
AUGCCACCUCAACCGGAGCCCGAGAAUGAGACCAAGGCGAAUUCCUCGGAUGUUCGAAUCGACAAUAUGGAGAAGUACCUUCAAAGCCUUGCAUCAACCGUCUCCACUCUCCAUGAUGCGGUCAAGGGCGUACCUUCAAUCCAAGCUUCCCUUAAAUGCCUCGAGACUCAAGUGGGGCAACUUGGGACUUCACUCGGUGAGAUGCAAAAGAGCAAGAUAAAAGACAUGCUCCCGAGCCAACCCGAGCAUGUCAAUGCUAUCUCGGUGUUGAGGAGUGGUAGAAAAGUUGAUAACCAUGUGGAGAUGCCUAAGGAGAAUGAGGUGGAGGAGACUCUUGUCGAGGAGGAGGAUGAACCAAUUGAGGAUAUUGAGGUUUCGAAGAGUAAAACCAAUGUUGAUGAGGGGGUCGGGAAGGAGAAGUUGAAGAUGGAGGCACGUGAAGGCUUACACAAGACGGCUACACCUUAUAAGCCACCGGUCCCUUACCCGAGCCAUUUGCACAAUACCAAGAAGGAGCGUCAAUUCAAGGACCUCUACAACAUGCUCUCAAAGGUAAACGUCAAUCUCCCACUAUUAGACGUUAUCAAGAACGUCUCGGCUUAUGAACAAUUUUUCAAAGACUUAGCAUCGAAGAAGCGGAGAUUUGAGGACAACGAAAAAGUCAUGAUUUCCGAGGUAGCUUCUACCACUACACCUCGGAAAGAGUGCGAUCCAGGAGCUUUUGUGAUGGGGAUCACUUUUGGGAAUGGUAAGGCGACGACCGGGAUGCUUGAUUUGGGGGCCGGUAUCAAUCUUAUGCCCUAUUCGAUUUACAAACAUUUGGGUUUGCAAGGGCUCAAGCCGACCCGGAUGUGCCUACAACUAGCGGAUCAAACGUUGAGGCAACCGAAAGGUAUUAUUGAGGAUGUAUUGGUCAAAGUUGGGUCCAUUGUUGUGCCGGCGGAUUUCGUGGUCGUUGACGUGGGAGAUAUUCCGAAUACCGAAAAAGAGCACAUUAUCUUGCUUGGGCGACCUUUCAUGGCGACGACCAACACGCAUAUCGAUGUCAAGGAUGGACGAGUCACUCUUUCGGCUCAUGGAGAGACAGCUACCUUCACGAUGAACAAUGCCCGAGAAGCUCCACCCAAAGUUGGUCAAUGCUUGUUUGUGGAGGAUAUCUACAAAAAGGUACAUCCCAACUCUCACUCUAAGUUUUCUAAUUAUAAUGGUGUUGGUGAGAAGAAGAAGGUAAAGGGGUCGGGAAUAAAUGUGGAUGAUGAGUUUGUGGUGAAAUUUGAGUUGAGUAUGUAA